Messenger RNA from Seminavis robusta, 1866 nucleotides. NCBI's taxonomy places the organism in Eukaryota, Bacillariophyta, Bacillariophyceae, Naviculales, Naviculaceae. The record is from the annotation of a GenBank genome assembly.
AUAUGGGUAUGCAAUUCGCGUUUCCGAUAACGAGAAGGGCUUUAACUUUCACCGGCCCUGUCCUCCAGGCUAUAUCCACAAGGAUACUCUGUUACAUGUACCGGUACCCCGACCUGUUCCCAAACGGCCUGGCUUGUGGGACUCCCACGAUGGAGAGGCAAGCGUCACAAGAGAACCCACACCUGCGCCUACUCGAACCGUCACAGAUCGACCCAGCUCUAUGGCGCCGACAACGGCUACACCCACUGUUGGUACCAGCACACUUCUGCCCACAACCGCAACAACCACUGCUACUCCCACAGUGGCGACAACAACUGCGACACCUACUGUCCAGCCAACCAUUCCCGUCGCAAUGGACAAUACCAACAACCCAACAAAAAUGGUUCCGACUAUCGCGCCGAGUAUUGAAACGUCCGGAUUUCCUUCAAGUUUAUUUCCUUCAAAUUUUUUUUCAUCGUCCUUGUUUAUCACUACCAAAGCAACUGGUGAUCGGGCCAUUGGCGAUUGCUACUUUGUGGACGUGCAGCAAAUCUGCAAUUUCAUCAAACCACCCCCCUGCCACGAAUACAUCAUGAUGUUUACCUACUACAAUGGGGGAUUCUAUCGAGACCCAAACAACCCUGAAAGCGAGGAUUGGAUGGAUUCGGGCGAGUCCGAAACAAUCUACGAAGUGGUGACAGUUACCGGAAUUGUGGAUUGUGAAAACGAAGAGACCACUCCCGACACGUGUACCAUUGCGGUGCAAAACCGAGGCACGUGUAACGAAUGCCGCUACGAUCGCGAGACCAAGCUCUAUUCGCUCGUGGAUUGCAGCAAUCUGCCUGGGGUCAUCUUUGAACAAGGAGUGGAACAGUCCUAUCAGUAUUACGAUGAUGGGGCCCUUCCACCCUAUGAACACCAGUUCUUUACGUUGGAGUUUGAUCAGGAAAGGUGUGACGAAUACGCUUUGCCAGAAGGAUAGUCGGAAAUUUUAUUUUGGCUGAUAAACACAGAUUCUUGAUUCGAUAUUGGACCGCAAACAAAGAAGAAGCAACCUUUUUUCUUUAUCAACGUCUUUACCACGUGUUGACCCAAACCUAGAAGGGACAACACAAGGCCAAAACGGAGAUUUGCAACUCAACGAUUGACUUGCUGAUCCUGUCAGGUGCUGGCCCGUGACCCCAAGCUCACUGCAUUCCAAUAUUUUAACUGACGAGACGGCAUUGGACGCGAAGGACUGGGAGGAAUAUUGAUUGCUGUUCUUGAUGUCGUUGAAUUGUCCUCCAAAGUUGAAGCAAAUUGUCAAGAGCUCAACAAAUAUGGUGAUGGGGUAAAAAUGGAGCUGGGCUUGUGCGCGAAUAACAAGUAGUUCAUUUCUUGGAGGGUACCGGUAUGGGAUCGGCUGAACUGUUGCAAGGGUCGCAAGGUGGAUGAAGAACUGUUGAUAGCAGUGGCCAUCGUGCGCACGGAAAAGGAGUCAAUCACCGAAAUGACAGAUUGAAGUGUAACCAGCCAGUGUGUUUGGCAAGAUGUGGCUGGUUCAACUGUUGAUAUGGCUGGUUCGGCUACCAUUUCUUCCUUGGAUACGCCCAGAAAAACGAUGAUUGAGUUGUAGGGAAGCAACACUAACAAGACCCUUUUACCUUUUUACCGAGCUACUAGCAGUAGACUACAUUGCUGCACGGGACGCUUGCUGCUGCUGGUUUCCUUGCACAGGAGCUUGUCAACAGAAAGGGAAUCAUUGAGAACCUUCUCAACCAAGCCAGAUGGUCUGGGAGCAGCUGAAACUUCGCUCGGAACUAUGUAAAUACGACAGCCAACAAUUGAACAUAGCAUUUAACUAAGCAAAUUGAACAUAAAGAAAUACUAGUGCUGAUAGAACAGGGU